CUACAUUUUCAGUUUGUAUUACGAGUUGGGUCAAAGCCAAGCUUAGUUUGACAGUUUGCAAUUCAUUUCAGUCUUCGCCCUUGGCAUUGCGGCUUCCACCCAAUCGGAGAGAUGGGGUUUUCAAAAGAUCAACUUCUUGAACGCUUACAGGCUCAACAGGUGCAAUUUUCAAAGUAUGAGCAUCCUAUAGUUAUGACCGUCGAAGCUCAGGCAAAGUAUGUUGGACAUAUCAAAGGUGGAUUGACUAAGAACUUGUUCCUAAAGGAUAAGAAGCACAGAUUUUACAUUGUUUCGGCCUUGGCUGAUACCAAAGUAGAUUUAAAAGUUUUAUCUCAAAGGCUUGGCCUUGGAAAAGGAGGGCUCAGAAUGGCACCUGAAGAAGCACUUGCAGAAAUACUUCAGGUGCCGUUAGGUUGUGUUACUCCAUUUGCACUUCUGAAUGAAUCAGCUCAGCAUGUUUCGUUGUUGUUAGAUCAGGGUUUCAAAACGCAGGAGUGUUGCUUCUUCCACCCACUCUCCAAUGAUACGUCAAUCUCUCUUCACAUACAGGAUCUUGACAUGUUUCUCAAGUCAGUAGGAAGAGUCGUUGCUUAUGUUGAUUUGGAGGCUAAUCCACCAGUGGGGAAGGAUCAACCUCCGGAUUUAGCUGCUCUCGUUCCAUCUGACACCUUGAGCAUAACAGAUGUUUUGGAGAAAACAGCUUCUUUGCAGGUUGAUAGUGGUGUAAACAGCAAGCCAACCGCUGUUACAGCCAAAGCAUCAGAGCUUUCCAGUGGUCCACGGAAGGAGAAAUUGGCCAAUACCGCAAAAUCUUCAAGCUCUUUUGCGGAUCCUGAAAAGCUUAUUGAAGAAAUAUUAGAGAAAGCAUCAGCCAUCGUUCUUUCAGAGAUCAAAGAGGAAAAUAUUAAGAAGCAUGGGGAACAGCUUGGUGCUGUGGUAUCUAGCAGUAUGAGGAAAAAUCUUAGCUUGGAGUUGAAAAACCUAGCUACAAUGUUUAAAAAUACGGCGUACACGGAAGGGUUUGGUGCUGGUACUUGCUGCCCAGCAAAGCGUUUGUAACCGAAGCUUCUAAUUGGAUGAAUUUGGGAGGUGGGCAUGGAAGUAAAAGGAUAACAUCCAUUUGUUUGCCAUGAGAGUAAUAUUUGUUGCUUUCUUUGAUAUCAUUGAUGGAUGAUAACUUGAAUACAUGUCAAGUUUUUAGAUUCUACAGGGUGGGAGCACCAAGAACAAGAACCCUAGAAUUGAAAUCGUUAAAUGUUUUUGCAAAUCUCUGUUUUUGAAUGUACGUAUGGGGAUGAAAAGGUCCUGCCCCAAUGGUAAAGAUUGAAUUUUUACACUCUUUUAUUUGUGAAUGCAGCAGACAGAGAGAUGGCCAAAUUGGGCCUGGC
This is a messenger RNA of Cynara cardunculus var. scolymus (artichoke), 1388 nucleotides long. RefSeq names its product prolyl-tRNA synthetase associated domain-containing protein 1. The coding region runs from base 112 to 1059 and encodes 315 amino acids. The transcript is spliced from 12 exons. Gene Ontology annotation, molecular function: aminoacyl-tRNA deacylase activity. The record is from RefSeq and is a predicted model, not a curated record. NCBI's taxonomy places the organism in Eukaryota, Viridiplantae, Streptophyta, Magnoliopsida, Asterales, Asteraceae.